UACGUACGUAACCACUACCAGUCAUAUCCUCUGUCAUCUAUGAACCGUUCAGUAUAACUAGAUUCGUGGCAGGCGAAAGAAUGGCUGUCACGUAUAUAUUUCUGAUCGUCGUCGCGCUGAUAGUUCUCUAUCUCUACUUAACAAGAAAUUACAAGUACUGGCAGAAACGCGGAAUACCUUGUCCAGAUGGGAUCGUGCCCGGAGUAGGACAUUUCUGGGACUUUUUGUCCCAGAAAAUCAGCUUGUCCGAAUGUUGUCGCAAGCUCUACAACGCCAAUCAAGGUCACAGCAUGGUGGGAAUUUACAACUUCACGUCACCGAUGCUGAUGGUCCGCGAUCCCAAUCUGGUGAAAACGGUGCUGCAGACCAAGUUCACGAGUUUUCACGAGAACGCUCUUAAAAUCGAUCCUGAGUUGGAUCCUCUUCUGGCAAACAAUCCCUUUUUCACCUACGGCGACAAGUGGAUGACCGGAAGAAAACGUUUGACUUACGCGUUUUCGAGCAUGCGACUGAAAAUCCUACUUGAGACCGUCAAACAGGUGUGCGAAAAGUUUGAAAAUUUUCUGGACAGAAAGCUGAACAAAAGCGGAAAGGUGGAGAUGGAGUUGAAAGAUUUGUUUGCCAGAUUCACCGCGCAAGUGGUGUCCAGUGCCGGUUUCGGUGUCGACGGAAUGUGCUUCGACGAUGAAAAGGAGCGCGAGUCUUUCUACGCGAUUGGCAAAUCCUUUCUCGAGCCGUCCGUCAUGAACACUCUUGUCUUCACUUUGACGUUCUUCUUGCCCAUAUUUGGUAAGAUUUUCAAAGUACGGUUUAUACCGAAGAAAACCGAUCGUUUCUUCAGAUCGGUACUCACGGAAGUUAUAGAGCAACGAAGAAUCGACAGUACACCAAGAAAUGAUUUUCUUCAGCUGAUGGUUGAUUUGGAACGAACGGAAAAUCAGAAGUUCGACAUACAGAUUUUAACGUCUCACGCGGUGUCGUUCUUUGUCGACGGCUACGAGACGUCUAGCAACGUUUUGAGCUUCGUCGGCUUUCAAUUGGCCAGUCACCCGAAAGUGCAGAAUAAAUUGCGCGAGGAAGUGGUGUCCGUGCUCGAAAAAUACGACGGAGUGAUCACUUACGAUACUUUAAAAGAGAUGACGUAUAUGGAUCAAGUUAUCAGCGAGUCGCAGAGAACAAUACCCGCACUAGGAUUUAUGACUAAGAUUUGCACGGAAGAAUGCGAACUGAAAGGAUCUGACGGUCUUGUUUGCCGCGUGCAACCCGGAACGGAGAUCCUGAUACCCGUUCAUGGUCUGCAGGAAGAUCCUCGAUACUGGGAAAAUCCUCAAGUGUUCGAUCCCGAGAGAUUCAGCCCGGAAAACAAGCACAACAUCGAGAAAUUUGCUUUUCUUCCUUUUGGUGAAGGACCGCGAAUCUGCGUGGGAAUGAGAAUGGCUCUGUUGCAGAUAAAAGCAUGUUUGGCCACAUUACUGAGAAAAUAUAGUUUAGAACUAUCCCCAAAAACGAGAGUUCCUUUGAAAAUAAGUACAUCGGGUUUCUUGACCGCGGCGGAAGGUGGUCUUUGGGCUUAUAUUCGGCCUCUUGAGGCAUGAGUUCUGUUUCUUUCAAAGUUUUUAUAUUCAUUGUAACUUUAAUGUUUAAAUAAAAAUCUUUUUCUCUCUA
Messenger RNA from Pseudomyrmex gracilis, 1665 nucleotides. Its product is annotated as cytochrome P450 9e2-like. The record is from RefSeq and is a predicted model, not a curated record. The transcript has a single exon. Gene Ontology annotation, molecular function: iron ion binding; heme binding; monooxygenase activity. NCBI's taxonomy places the organism in Eukaryota, Metazoa, Arthropoda, Insecta, Hymenoptera, Formicidae. The coding region runs from base 81 to 1595 and encodes 504 amino acids.